UUCCCGCAAGCGUCGUGCGUCAGCUGAAGCACGUCCUGUGGGACCGCAUAUCGGGCGUCGGGGUGAUGUGUAGGCUAUCAAAACUCACUGUCCGAGGUUUUCCAAAUGGGGAACCGACAUAUGACCUUGCUCACUUUGGUCGUGUCUGACGGGCGCCACUUCGAGUCCAAGAUCCCGACGAUGGGCCGGGAUUCGCCGAACUCGUACCGUCGAGGGCUGAUUGAGAAGACAAAGGAGUCGUUGUCCUCAGUCGUGCGUUCUGGGUCGAGCAGCAUGAACAAAGGCGGGGAACUGGAGUGCAGAUCCUCCUCUUUGCGAUGCAGUGCUCCGUUGGCGGUCCCGCAUUGAUCCAAAAGCGUGUACACGCCCGAGAUAUCACGAUCGAAUUGAGUGUUGGACGGAGCACUAAUCCGCAGCUUCGAGUACACCUUCUUGUCCCGAAACUCAUCGUCCGUCAAGCCCAGCCUCGUUUCCCAGGAUGGAACCAGUUCGCCUUCCCCAGAGAUUUCGACCUGUGCGCUCGAGAACUGAGGCAAGCAGACUUCCCAAGCGCCGGAGAAGAGGCCAUCUGAGCAGCGCAAUCGAGCCACAGGCGCCUUGAGGAUCUUACGGAUCUCUGCUCUCGCCGGCUCUGUCUCGCCGGCUUUAGCGUACAGCCGCCACUCGGGCUGCUGCGGAUGCAAAUGCAGUUCCAGCUGCGCAAACGGAGAUUGGUAGCACGCGAC
Mycena citricolor is the source of this 725-nucleotide messenger RNA. Lineage: Eukaryota; Fungi; Basidiomycota; Agaricomycetes; Agaricales; Mycenaceae. The record is from the annotation of a GenBank genome assembly.